Messenger RNA from Oncorhynchus masou masou (cherry salmon), 5217 nucleotides. RefSeq lists its product as uncharacterized. Lineage: Eukaryota; Metazoa; Chordata; Actinopteri; Salmoniformes; Salmonidae. Bases 2335 to 3522 code for a protein of 395 amino acids. The record is from RefSeq and is a predicted model, not a curated record. The transcript has 5 exons.
AUUAUCACAACAUAUAAUAUAUCCUAAGCCCGUGUUAAAGAAGCAUUAUGUCGAGUUGUUGCAUUAUAAUGUCAUAAUAUAUCUGCAGUAAUAGUAUAAUUCUAGUGUUGUAACAUUUAUUACAUAUGUAUAUAUAAUGCUUUGGGCUCUUACAUAACACUCCAUACAGAACCAAUCAGUCGAUAUAAUGGACAUCAUAAAUCACGCGAUGUGAAUCAGGCAGUGGGGCGGUGCGACUCGUUGUUCAGAAGGUUCCAAUCAUCGUUUUAUGUCAUCAUUUCCGAGCAGCGUCAACCACAACUGUUAUUACACCCCGUUUACGUUGGCGGCGGUAAAGACUAUUUUUAUUGUGCAGUAACUAAAACUAGAAGAUCUGGCGUCUUUUCCCUUCGCCAAAUCCCGCUAAUAUGACCCAUAGAAGGGAAGGACAUUUCCUGAGAACAAUUCGAUCUGAAUAUAUAAGUAGGGAAUAACAUUUCUUGAGUACAAUUCGAUUAGAAUAUAUCAUCAAUUUAAAAAGAUGUGCAUUAACUUUAUGAGAUGUAUGUGGGGUUUUUCAGCGUACAUUUCCGGGGAGCCCGUGGCAUGGUGUCGUGACAGAGUUGAGGGAGAGGCGGAAAGCGGUGGCUAGCGAUCCGUCGCUGAUAAACAACUUGACUCGCUUCGGCACGGCUGCGCUGUGACUGGGUCGGGGAUGUUAGGCGAUGGAGAACAAAGUGUGGGGCAUGGUGGUACAAAUAAAGGGGGAGAGAAUGUGAGUAUGGGUUUGAAGGGGAGAGAGAGGUAUGGAGGCAGCAAAGGACGUUUGAAGAGAGCAACAGUUUCCAGCGGCAGUUCGGGGGUCGAGAGUGCAGAGGAAGGGCAAGAUGCAUCGCGAGGUGAGGAGGAGCAUAAAGUGAUUAUGAACUUUAAGGAGGAAGGGGGAGUUGGGGCUACGAGUCCGAUAAGGUUGACGGCUGUAAUAAAGUAGUUGAUUGAGGAAAUUGUCAACGCUAAAGUGUUACUAGAUGGGAGCUUGUUGGUGUUCUGUAAGGACAAUGCGCCGAGGGGAAAAAGCUCUUGAGUGAAGCAAAUAGGGAAGUGUAAGGUGGUGUCGAGCAGCUGGACUGAUCAUGCAGGAAAACUGUGGAUUAAAGGGGUGAUAACAGGAGUGCCUGUGAGUGUUGGCACUAAAGAGGUAAGGGACAACUUGAGAUUAGUUAUUCUAGUAAAUGAUCAAAUAUAGCAAGAAACAAGGGGUGGAGUUAGGGAAGAUGGCCUGUUUAUUCUGUUACACUUCAAGGACCGUGUACUGUCAAAUAAAGUAACCAUAGGAUACAUGAGUUAUUAUAAACUGGGUGGUUUGAGCCCUGAAUUCUGAUUGGCUGAAGGCCAUAGUAUAUCAGACUGCAUACCACUGGUCUGAUAAAACAUUUAGUUUUACUGCUCUGAUUACAUUGGUAACCAGUUAAUAAUAGCAAUAAGGCUCCUUAGCCUGAUGUGAUUUGUGUGCAGGAAACAUGGCUCGUAGGGACAGGGGUGGGGGGGGGGGGGGUGCCACUUUCAUAAAGCAAGGACUUUCUUAUAGGAUGCUAGGCAGAGGUAUUGAAUAGGAAUAUGUAGUAGAGGAGGGGUGGUAGUAAACUACUAUAAUCCAUGUCAGAUAUUAGACCUGGAAGUGCUGGAGAGGGUGGAGGGCCACAGGGAAAGAGUCUGCCUUGGACCUCACUCUGGUAUCUAGUGUGAUGGCAGGAAUCUGAGUGGGAGGUAAGGGAGGAGAAUGGAGUGAUCACUACUAUGCACAGUAGGCCGGAGGGAGGAGGUUCCAGUGGAUGGAGUAGGCAGGUGGGUGUUUGGAAGGGCAAAGUGGUAUCAGUUUCAGGAGCUGAGUGAGCAGGUGAUGGCUCGGGUGGAUAUGAGAGGGGAUGUGGACAGUAUGAAUAACUGGGUGAGAACAGCGUUAGUGGGGGCAGCUGCUGAGGCGAUACCUAAGAGUUCAGGGAGGAGGAGGAAAGCAGUCCCGUGGUGGACGAAGGAGUGUGGGGCAGUUGUGAGGAAUAGAAACAAGACAUUUAGAGUACUGAAAAGGACGUAUAACUUCCAACAUCUGAUUCAGUAUCAGCAGGCCCUGGUGAGGAGAACUAUCCCUCAGUCUGAUUCAGUAUCAGCAGGCCCUGGAGAGGAGAACUAUCCCUCAGUCUGAUUCAGUAUCAGCAGGCCCUGGUGAGGAGAACUAUCCCUCAGUCUGAUUCAGUAUCAGCAGGCCCUGGUGAGGAGAACUAUCCAUCAGGCGAAUUGGUCAUGUUGGCGUUGGUUCUGUAACACCAUUGGAAGGGCGACACCUGUGGGAGAAGUAUGGGGGAUGAUCAAGAGGAUGAGUCGGGUCAGAAGGGUGUGGGAGACUACAGAAAGAUAGGGAGGGUGUUGAUCCAUCUGAUUAGACACUACAGAAAGAUAGGGACUGUGCCCUGCAACCCAAUGUACACCUGGCCCACCAUCGAUCUGGACUGUCUCUAUGACCAUGUUCACCUGUACAGGGAGACAGUCCCCAUCCUUGCCAAGACUCUCAAGGACGUCGCUUUAAAUCGCAGUCCGACCUCUACACCCAGGAACAGCAGAGCAAUCUCCACCCCGAAAAAGAUCACCGGAACAAUACCCCGGACCAGCACCCUGGAACUCCCAGCCACGACCACAGCACCACCAACCUCAAUGCCUACCACAGCCAGCGCAGCACAGACCACCCCAGCCCAGCUUCAGAGCCACCCAGACGAGGCCUCCCACCCCCCUACCCCCCACUGCAGACCCACACUUGGAGGAGCCACAGCCCAGCAGGCACAGGCUGUGAGAGGAGCAACUGGCCCAGCUCCCACCAACCAAAUGAGUGACAUUAAACAUGCUGAGUCUACUAUGCUCACAUGUGAUAGGCCGAGGGUCAUGGUCACUAAUGGUACCAGGUGUGUGACUGGUAGUGGGCUUGCUGACGGAGAACAGAUGGAGAGGUUGUGGUCCUACGUUAGAACAUUUGUGAAGAUCACAAAAGAGAUGAUACCAACUCAUCGUGUUGACGCCCUCAAAGAUGCCCUCUACUACGCAUCCAGGGUCAGGGAGAAGCAAGGCAGCACCCAGUCGGACGUGGAAGUUUGGACCCGUCAGAUGAAGGAGACCCUCACAGACAAGAAGACGUUGUUCCUUACCUGGCAGGAGAGAUGUGUGGAAACUCUCGCAGAACAACAAUGGACAAACCAUUGCUGUGCGGCUCUCCAGAAAAAUCAAGCGGACAUCGGAGAGAAUAAAACCGCAGAUCAACGCCUAAAGAUGCUUAACAUGUGCCUUAGGGCAGCAGAGGAGAGGUACACAAUACAGGCAGACCUACACAAUGGCCUUUUGUAUUGCCAGCAAGAGCUGGGGCUUUUUAAAGAUGCAGAACAUGUCAAAUGCAGAACAUAUUUAAGCUCCAGCAAGCAUUUUCAAAUGUUGGCUGAUGAUGGCUCGGUCAGCACAGAUGUAAAAGAGGACAGUGAAUCAGAAGAUGAAAGUGGUUGAGGAAUGAAUGUCUGUGUGUGUGUGUGUGUGUGUGAGUUUUAUAGGGCAAACUAUACACUGAGUAUUUCUAACAUUAGGAACAACUUCCUAAUAUUGAGUUGCACCCCCCCAGCCCCCCUUUUGCCCUCAGAACAGACUCAAAUCGUCAGGUAAUGGACCUGUACCCCCGCACAUUGACUCGGUACCGGUACCCCCUGUAUUUAGCCUCGUUAUCGUAAUUGAAUUGUUAUUUUUUUAAACUUUAUUUAGUAAAUGCAUUUUCUUAACUCUAUUUUCUUAACUGCAUUGUUGUAUAAAGGCUUGUAAGUAAGUAUUUCAUGGUCAAGUUUACACCUGUUGUAUUCGGCGCAUGUGACAAAUACAAUUUGAUUUGACUCUACAAUGUGUCGAAGCGUUCCACAGGGAUGCUGGCCCAUGUUGACUCCAAUGCUUCCCACAGUUGUGUCAAGUUGGCUGGAUGUCCUUUGGGUGGUGGACCAUUCUUGACACACGUGUGAAAAACCCAGCAGUGUUGCAGUUCUUGACACAACGGUGCGCCUGGCACUUACUACCAUAACCCCGUUCGAAGUCAUUUAAAUCAUUUGUCUUGCCCAUUCACCCUUCUGAAGGGCACACAAUCCACGUCGCAAUUGUUUCAAGGCUUAGAAAUCCUUUAACCAAUCUCCUCCCCUUCAUCAUUGCUUUGCACAAAAAGGGCUUCACAGGUAAGGAUAUUGCUGCCAGUAAGACUGCACCCAAAUCAACCAUUUAUCGGAGCAUCAAGAACUUCAAGGAGAGCAGUUCAAUCGUUGUGAAGAAGGCUUCAGGGCGCCCAAGAAAGUCCAGCAAGAGCCAGGACCGUCUCCUAAAGUUGAUUCAGCUGCGGGAUUGAGGCACCACCAAUACAGAGCUUGCUCAGGAAUGGCAGCAGGCAGGUGUGAGUGCAUCUGCACGCACAGUGAGGUGAAGACUUUUGGAGGAUGGCCUGGUGUCAAGAAAGGCAGCAAAGAAGCCACUAAUCUCCAGGAAAAACAUCAGGGACAGACUGAUAUUCUGCAAAAGGUACAAGGAUUGGACUGCUGAGGACUGGGGUAAAGUAAUUUUCUCUAAUGAAUCCCCUUUUCGAUUGUUUGGGGCAUCCUGGAAAAACCUUGUCCGGAGAAGACAAGAUGAGCGCUACCAUCAGUCCUGUGUCAUGCCAACAGUAAAGCAUCCUGAGACCAUUCAUGUGUGGGAUUUCUUCUCAGCCAAGGGAGUGCGUUCACUCACAAUUUUGCCUAACACAGCCAUGAAAAGAGAAUGGUACCAACAAAUCCUCUGAGAGCAACUUCUCCCAACCAUCCAGGAACAGUUUGGUAAAGUACAAUGACUUUUCCAGCAUGAUGGAGCACCUUGCCAUAAGGCAAAAAGUCAUAACUAAGUGCCUCGGGGAACAAAAUGUUGAUAUUUUGGGUCCAUGGCCAGGAAACUCCCCAGACCUUAAUCUCAUUGGGAACUUGUAGUUAAUCCUCAAGAGGCAGGUGGACAAACAAAAACCCACAAAUUCUGACAAAUUCCAAGCAUUGAUUAUACAAGAAUGGCUGCCAUCAGUCAGGAUGUGGCCCAGAAGUUAAUUGACAGCAUGCCAGGGCGGAUUGCAGAGGUCUUGAAAAAGAGGGUCAACACUGCAAAUAUAGACUCUUUGCAUCAACUUCAUGUAAUUGUCAAUAAAAAGCC